AUGGCUGGAAGGAAUGAUGUCACAAUUGCUGCUGCCUUGGAAGCGAUGGCUCAGGCUAUGCAGAAUCAACCUAACACGGGUGCACAUGAUGAAUCUCGUAGUUUGGCAACAUUUCAUAGGGAGAAUCCUUCUACCUUCAAGGGCAAGUAUGAUCCCGAUGGAGCGUUGGCUUGGCUUAAGGAGAUAGAAAGGAUUUUUCGGGUGAUGGAUUGCACUCUAGCACAGAAAAGUGCGUUAUGUAUAGAAUUUUGGAGGAAGUACUACCCUGAAGAUGUUUGCAGGAAGAAGGAGAUUGAAUUCCUUGAGCUUAAACAGGGAAACUUGUCGCUUACGAAUUAUGCUGCAAAGUUCGUGGAGCUGGCAAAAUUCCCUACUCACUAUAAUGAGGCACUUGCUGAGUUUUCAAAGUGUAUCAAAUUUGAUAAUGGGUUGUGUCUAGUAAUCAAGAAGGAAAUUGGGUACCAGAAGAUUCGCAACUUUCUAGUUUUGAUAGAUAGUUGCAGAAAUUUUGAAGAAGACAAUAAUGCUCAUUACAGGAUCCUUAAUGAGAAGCGAGGUAAGAACCAACAGAACCGUGGAAAGUCGUAUGAUGCUCCAUCUGGUAAGGGAAAAUAG
This is a messenger RNA of Vicia villosa (hairy vetch), 615 nucleotides long. RefSeq lists its product as uncharacterized. Bases 1 to 615 code for a protein of 204 amino acids. The record is from RefSeq and is a predicted model, not a curated record. The transcript is spliced from 2 exons. NCBI's taxonomy places the organism in Eukaryota, Viridiplantae, Streptophyta, Magnoliopsida, Fabales, Fabaceae.